Messenger RNA from Yamadazyma tenuis ATCC 10573, 432 nucleotides. RefSeq names its product U2 snRNP complex subunit (gene BUD31). NCBI's taxonomy places the organism in Eukaryota, Fungi, Ascomycota, Pichiomycetes, Serinales, Debaryomycetaceae. Gene Ontology annotation, cellular component: nucleus; spliceosomal complex. Gene Ontology annotation, biological process: mRNA splicing, via spliceosome. The record is from RefSeq and is a predicted model, not a curated record.
AUGCCUAAAGUCAAAUCCAGUAAAAGAGGUGGUAAACCACCAGAAGGCUACACCAAGAUCGAGCCGACGAUAUCCAAGCUCGUCCAGAAACUUAAAGACGCCCAAACCCAAACCGAAAAGCACUCGGUAUGGAAAAUCAUCCAGAUCAAUCACCAGAUCUCUCGUUAUGUUUACACAAUGCAUUAUAAUAGAAAACUCAUAGACAAACCACUCUACGAGUGGCUCCUCAAACAGAAGUACGUUGACGCAAACUUGAUUGCCAAGUGGAAGAAACAGGGCUACGAGAAGCUCUGCUGUCUCAAUUGUAUACGAAAAGAAGACAACAACUUUGGCUCAUCGUGCAUUUGUCGGGUGCCGAAGCAGGAUCUUUCAGAUGACAAACCCGUGGAGUGUGUCAAGUGUGGGUGUAAAGGAUGUUCCAGUACAGAUUAA